This is a messenger RNA of Rotaria sp. Silwood1, 699 nucleotides long. Lineage: Eukaryota; Metazoa; Rotifera; Eurotatoria; Philodinida; Philodinidae. The record is from the annotation of a GenBank genome assembly.
AUGGAUGGUACGAUAAAAAGUGAUGAUGAAUCAUGUAUUAGUGUUAAAUGUGCUAUACCAAUAUAUAUUACAUAUCUUUUAUCUUUAUGUGAAUACGGUGAUCUACAUUUACGUGGUGCAUGUGCAAAUUUACUUGUUACAUUAAUUAAAACAACAAUUCAUCUUUUAACACUAUCAUCAUUAUCAAAUUCAUGUAAUAAUUCUUUUAUUAAUCAAUGUUCACUUGUAUCAACUGAUUUACAAGACAGUUCAAGUCAUGCAUUUACAAUCAUAGGAAUUAAAUUAUUAGAAGAUUCUAUUCAACAUACUACAAGUUCCUGUAUUCUUGCUAAAUUUGCUCUAGCUCAACUUAUGAAUGAUAUUGAUUUUCGAACAUUAACUUAUCUUGAACAACAACAAAAACAAUUAAAACAACAGUACCCUGAUAUACGUGUUCGUCAAGCAACUGCUUCGACUUUUGCUAAUCUUAAAAAAUAUAUUAAUAUACAAAUGAAACAUUUUAUUUAUUGUAUUGCUGAAUCUCUUGUUAUGUUAUCACAUGAUACACUUCAUUCAAAACAAGUUAUUAAAAUACAAGAUUUAAUAAAACAUUAUGAUUCAUUAUUAGCAAGUGGACAUGAACCUGAAACACAUACUUUGGCAGCAUUAGAACCAGUUUUAUAUGAUUUUUUUUCUUGUUCGAGUUAUGCGAAUAAUUAA